Messenger RNA from Penicillium roqueforti, 390 nucleotides. RefSeq lists its product as uncharacterized. The transcript is spliced from 2 exons. NCBI's taxonomy places the organism in Eukaryota, Fungi, Ascomycota, Eurotiomycetes, Eurotiales, Aspergillaceae. The coding region runs from base 1 to 390 and encodes 129 amino acids. The record is from RefSeq and is a predicted model, not a curated record.
AUGCCAAAUCUCGUCAACUUUUUCCCCUUUUACCCUUACGAGUCGUCGUCUUCCCCUCUUUCACCCGACUUCAUCUUUCGUCCUCAGUUAUUCCUCCAUUCCCCCAUUCACCCCAUCUCUCCCUUCUCAUCCUCAACCACCGCCCCUGCAUCAGCUCGCCUAGGCCCGCGCAUUCUCUUUCUUGGGCUCCACGGAAACUUCCCUUCUUCCUGCAUCUUCCCACCACAAACGAAUCCAUCCCUCCAUCAGAACGCCGGAACCCCCUUGACAGGUGUCUCUGAGCAGGGGUCUUGGACUCUUCUUCCUCAAUUCCCGCCCCGACCCUAUCUCGACCCGAGUGACCAACCUUUGACGCGCUCGACCCGUAACCGGGGACCGCGGCCAUCAUGA